UGAACUUACUUGCCGCCUCAUGCAGUGUAAACACCGGUCGUGUUUAGGAUUUAGUGAUAAUUUACGCGAAUUUCCAUCGAUUUUGUAAAGAAUAGUACCAAUAGUUGAUGGUUUUAUCUUAAGUUUGAGCUAGUGAUUAAAUAUAAAUCACAGCUGAAGUAAAUUGAGCACGUAUUUUGUGUUUCUGGGUAAACAAGUGCGGCCGUCAAAAGCUAGAUACCCGGACCCCAAUAUUUGUGUACAGCUGGCUGGAAUCAUUUAAUACUUUACCGAGAGCUGUCCGGGGUAUACUAAACAUACAAAAUGAGUGAAGGAUCUCCCGAAGAUAUGUGGACUCCAUAUAAGCAUUUGCAUAGCGUCAUCGAAAAGUCCGUGGUGCACUCAACCAAAUCAUCGCUAUCCCAACUGGAAGUAGUUUUGAGGAAACAUAAACAGAAUUUUUCAACAAUUUUGCGUAAUCCUCCGAAAAAUGCCAAGAGCCGCGCAGAAAUACGUCAAGGUAUCACCGAUGGUAUUACAUUGCCUGGUCUGGGACAUACAAUUCUUUCGAAAGAUUUGGUGGAUGAAAGCAUCAUCUUGUCAGAUAUGUAUGACCUGAACGAAUAUAUGGCCUUGGAAUUGUUAUGUACCGCACAACAGCAGAUGCCCCAUUAUCCAGGUCUACCAAGGGGUCUAGUGGCUGUGCUUCUCUACUAUGAUGGUCGUAAAGCAUUAGCUUGUUCCCUUCGUGACCUAUUCCAAGCGCGAAGUGGCAUCUCAUGGUGUACAGAGGCACAUGCGGAGAUUACACAAUACAUUUCAUCGUAUACCACUAGUUUAGUCGAAGAUGCAAACAUCUUGAACAAGAUAAUUGAUAUGAUUGAUGAGCUCGACAUUUCAAAAGAAAUUGAACUGCUUACGGCAAAUCGAGGUCUUGGUCCACCAAAACAUCAUCGUCAAGUCCUUGAUUUGUUCCAAGACAUCAAAUUAGCUCUGGCUACUGCGCUGUUCAACUGGUCAGCGCAAUGUGGAUUACCAAAAGACACUGUCAUUAAACUGAUUGAACAUUUAGCCAAGUCGAAACUAACGGAGUCAAGAGGUGGUAUCGAUGAUAUAACCGUGACCCUUCUGAUGGCUCUUAUUGAUGGCUUCGAUACAAGUGUAUUGCAGCGGCAUGAGGACGGUGAGGAAAUCGUUCAGAGCUUACCGAUAAUGAAGGAAGCCAACUACGCACAAAACGUUUUUGAAACCAUACAUGCCCCCUGGGAAUGUGAUGAAUUGAAGUCGAUCGUAUUAUUCGCAUUUGGUUUAUCAAUGGCUACAUUACGCCAGGCUCCACAAUCUUUACAAUUAAAUUCGUCUAGGAUUAUAGAUCAAGACGAGCAAUUGGUUGAUGAAGCAAUUCAAUCGCAAGUAUUUGACUUUAUACAUUAUGUACUGUUGGAGAGCGAAUUAGUCUUUAAAACUGAGUUUUUCUAUCGUCGGAUUCACGUACUGAUUACGGACUUCAUUGAUUUGAUGCACUCUAAGGUUACAGAGUUGCGCGCACGUGCCGAUGAAACGGCUCGAACAGUUCAAUGUUUUGCACAACAAGGACUGGAUUCACCGCCAAAUUUAUGUAGAAAUUUCGAAGCGCUUAUGUUGUCCGUCGGAAAGUUAUAUGGUGGUGAUAAGCUCAAUUUGUGUUUGUGCAUGGAGUAUUGGGGUCCAAUGGAUAUUCCCUCAAAUUAUCCUAAGACUACCACACGUUCGGUUUCCUUAUUUAAGUUCAUUCGUUUGGCUGGUGAAUUGCUUCCGCCGAUGCUUUUAAUUCCCUACUUAAAAAUGCUUAGCGGUCUUUCGAGCUGUGAACAAUCGGCACGAAAUACAUUUAACUUGCUGAAGCAAGGGCCCGGAACCUCUGGGAGCACUACAUUGUCAUGGGAUCACUUCUUCGGAUCUUUGGCGAGAUAUUAUACACAUUUAAGACAAGAGCAGCACCCAGUCAGCGAUACAAUCUAUAAAAGUCGUGUGCUGAAUCGCAGUAUUAAUCCCCAGGAAAUUGCUGGGUUGCAUGCUGUCUUAGCCGUUAUACGGGCUGUGGCUACACACGAUGAAGUUGCUCGAAUUGCCUUGUGUGAACAUCCAAGCUGGGCACCAUUACAUACCCUUCUGGGUCUCUUGGGUUGUUCAGUACCAAUUACCCUUAAAGCUGAUCUGCUUCUUACACUUGCCGCUCUUGGGAAAUCAAAAGAUACUGCAAUUCAACUUUGGAACAAUAUUGAAGCGUCGCAAAUAAUUAUGACAGUGCCAACAACGAGUGCUUACACUGUUCGUGGUCUAGAGUCUGAAAUCGAACAAAUCGAGAGCCGAAAUGAGGUAUAUCCGCUUACACAAGCCAUUCUUGAUUUCCUGUAUACACUAUCGAUAACUGCCGUCCCAAGAAACCUGGGCGGUGGUCCAAGAAAGCCAGGCCUUGAUCCAUACUUGACAUUCAUCAUCGAUACCAUCUUCUUGAGAUUUUACAACAGAAACUACAAAAAUCCUGCAGAAAAAUGGGAGGUCGGCGAAAAAUGUCUUAAACUUCUUCAUUUUUACGUUAAAAGCUACGACAUUAGCCCGUCUGAUUUCAUCCAGGCAAAAGAUGAAAACUCACCACCAGGUUUUCAUAUCAUGCUUCAAAUGAAUACUAAAUCCGAAACUUUACGUUUGAUUCUACAUAUCAUUGACGAAGCAUGUAAUCACUUGGAUAUGUAUGCACCAUUCCCAGGCAAGGCAAAAAUGGAAGAGUGUAGUCUGCACUGUUUGAGCAUCAUUGAAAAAUGUUUAAGCACACAAGAUUUGUACUUCAAUGCGAAAUCUCUGGCAAAUUGUGCCACCCUUUUAUCAGGAUUGAACAAGCUACUGUUAGAUGUCAAUCCCAGAAGUGGGAAACCUGACCACAUUCUCAACACAACGAAGUUCGUGACGUACAAUAGUUGGUUGUCGUGUCACGCCUUGUUAGGCGUAAAAAUUUUAACCCUGGUAUCACGACAACCAAAUGUUAGCACUCAAUUGUUGGGUAUCUUCACGCUGACGGAAAGAAUUCAAAAUGAAAUUCGACAUGGAUUUGUGGAAUGCCUAGAAAGUGAUUUGCCUAUACAGCCAAGUGAGAAUUUACAGGAGAAAAUUGGCGAGGAAGUAGAACUAAGUAUUAAAGAGGCGAUCAUCGAUUUAUUGCAAGAGAAUUUACAGCAACCUUCCCCCAAUAUAGCACAUUAUUUGUUAGGAUUUGAUAUAACAAAAGACAUUCGGGUAACCCAGUUGCAACAUCCAGGCGUUUUGGAUUUUCCAAGUAAUUGUACAAAGUCAUUGGUUUCGCUUCUCGACAACAAUUUAGAUUUGAUGAAAUUAGAAACCGAUCAGGACGCAACACAUGAACGUCUAAUUGAUAGAGCGUACGGUCUUCUGUACGCAUUGUGCUUUAAUUCCCGCACCUCUGAGGUGGUGCUGCGAUUCCUACGCUCUUGUAAUGAUUUUCUUGGCCGUCACGUUUCAGCACUGCCUUUUAAAAACUUUGAAAGUGCACAGGUUUUGAAUCAGAUGAGCUCAUUGCUUAAGUGCAUUGCCAUCGAAUUGAAAAUCACUGCAGCUAAUAAUCAAGUCAGCCAAUUUGCACAUUUAUGUAAGAUUUUAUCAGGAGUUGUACAGAAUAAUACAUCAGAUAAUAUGCCAUUGGAAUUAAGCCAUUAUUAUUCAAAUACAACGGCUAACAUUACAAUUGGUGACACCACCAUUGGAAAAAAGAGCGUAGACCAAGGGACUCGUUUGCUAAUAUGCCACCUCCUUGAUUGUUUGGAAUUUGAAAUCAAAUCCAUUCCCCAACCGAAAUGGGAUUUCUUCGAUAAUAGUUUAACCGGCCAACUUUUGCAGGAUUGUGAAAUUCGUGAAGGAAACGGGCCCCGCUUGAUCAACAUAAAAAAACUAAAUGAUAUUUUACGUGACGAAUUGAAUACAGUUCAAAGUACCAUUGCAAGUGGACAGAGGCAGUUAAUUUUACAAGAAAUUGAAUCGGUCCUUCAUUUCGCUUUGAAAGUAAAUUCACAGAAAAACAAGUGUGCAGCUACAGUGAAAUUCCUCGAAGCAUGGGGACAAGUAACAGAAGUGUUGUUUACCGUUUCUCACUCGUUUGCGAUGUCGUUUGAAACGAAACAAGAAUUACUUCUGGAAACUCUACAAGGAUUACUUAGUAAGGUUGUUCCUGUACAAGUCAUGAUGGAAUUAGCGAAUUUAGCUUCAUCAACCGUCUUACUGCUGUUGGUCAAUCUAAGGUAUUGUUAUGUUCAAAGUUCAGCACAGCAAAGUGGAACAGACGUAAAUUUGGGUGUGGUAGGCCAAAUAUCCGCUGCUCUUACAACAAGCAUGAAAUCAAUUGCAAGCACUCCAAAAUCAAAUACAUUGAGUUUAAAAUAUAUUUUGAAAAGCAUCGUUGAUUGGAUUAUCGUUAGUGGCGCUGCCUCCCAAAAGUUGAGAAUCAAUCUAUAUGCGGCGCUUCUAAAUUUCAUGCAUAUCGUUAAAGGAAAUUCAAUCGAAAAUGAGAAUGUCAUAGGAAACGACCAAUAUGUUUCCCGAUUAGAUCGUUCCAUGUCGCGCCACUUAAAUGAGGGAGACAGUGAAAUUAAUCAAACUCAGAUGGCUAUUGAAGUCUUUGCAUCAUUCGGCGACAAACUGAUUGAUAUUCUCUGCCAUGAUUGCACUGGAGGACAUGAUAUCUGCAAGAUGUUGGCUCUUUCGUGCAUUGAUAUGCUUUUGGACAUGGACUCGCUGACAAAUUUCAUAAACUUUAUUUCAAAACGCGGAUACUUGUCACAUCUAAUCGACAGUCUAAUGAAAUCUGACGACAGCUUGUGUAGAGUUCUGAAAACUGUUCCGGAUAACAUGCGCGCGCUUUACGUUUACGAGUCGAAAAUGGCAAUGUUAAGUAGAGUGGCCAAUUCACAUAUCGGUGCAGAGCUUCUUCUGGAACAGAGAGUACUUGGCGUCUUAUCUAGCAUGAAUGUGUUCGAUCUACAUCCAGACUUCCAAGUGAAUAGUUACACACGUCAUGGAAGUGGUACAGAAUCAUUUGUGCCUCCUGUCGACGCUAGAUACCAACAGAUUCUUUUCCCUGCUCUGAAUCUGUGUGAUUCUAUUCUGUCUACCUUGGGCCCGGAAAAUCAUUCGGCUAUUUCACAAGUUAUGCAUUUCUUAUUAUCACACGGUGAUAUGAUUGAAAUUGUUCUACGUGCUGGUACGCCGUUCCUUCAUUUAGGAUUGCUCCAAGAAUUAUCUGCACUAACGGGACUGAUAGCUAGAAGUUCCAAUCAGGAGCUUUCGAACCUAGUUGAACCGAAUGCAAAUCAAGAUUUGAGUGUUCAUUUGUAUCGUUUGCAAAAGUUGAUGUUAUCACUGUUCCCACGUUUCAUUGCAAGUACGGCAACUUUAAAAGAGAUGUUCAAACCCGAAAACAUAACGUAUGAUCCGAGCGACAAAAAUAAGGCACUUCAUAUCAAGUACUUUUUAGAGAUCGCAUCCAAUAUUGCAUUGUACUGCCGGAAUUCUGUAGCAAAUCACGCGGCCGAUCAUAGGACAAACGCCGUUUUAUUCUCACCAAGUAUUAAUGAUUCCGUUCAGCGUUCGGAUAUAAGGGGCAGCACCUUAGAAAUUUCACCAAGUUUAGGGAUAGUUGUAUGUCAACUGAAAAGCAGUGUGGAGUACUACAGCCGCGAUAAGUCUGUCUAUGAUAGCCUUAUCAAUCAGAGAUCGUCUUUACCGAGCACUACUUUGGACUCGACAGCGCACGUACAAUAUACAAAUUUAUCUGAAAGACUGGCCAAUAAAAAUAAUGAACUGAAACAUUGUUCAUUUAUUACGGAACAAUGUCUCUACUUGUUGUGGUCUCAUUUAGACUUCUACAUGCUCCGUGCCAUACCCGUAAAUACCCUGCAGUUUUCAAGUACAAUUAAUCCAUUCAACAAUGAAAACUUUGUUUCCUCACCAACUGAAGCUGGAUGGAAAAUAACAACAGAAGAUGUCAGUGCAUUGAAAAAGACAUUAGUUCUAAUCUUCAACGAAACAUUCUGUAAAUCUCUCAUUGCCACAACUCAGCCACAAGCCGGGGCGGAUAAGGGCUUUACAGAUGCUUUACUUCGAAGAGUAAAACGUCUCAUACAAUUUGUUCCUGUUGAUUAGUGAACUAUAGGAAUUUCUUUCUUUUUUUUAUACGCUACCGAUAGCUUAUUAUUUCAUUUUUAUUUUAUUUGUAAUAUAAAGUAUCCAGAUUUGUUGUCUUGAUGGAAUUUGAUAAAUGUAUUAACAAUGUCAAUGAAUAAAUAAUAUUAAAUCGA
Messenger RNA from Hermetia illucens (black soldier fly), 6323 nucleotides. RefSeq names its product nuclear pore complex protein Nup205 (gene Nup205). Gene Ontology annotation, cellular component: nuclear pore inner ring; nuclear pore. The record is from RefSeq and is a predicted model, not a curated record. The transcript is spliced from 20 exons. Gene Ontology annotation, biological process: nuclear pore organization. NCBI's taxonomy places the organism in Eukaryota, Metazoa, Arthropoda, Insecta, Diptera, Stratiomyidae. Gene Ontology annotation, molecular function: structural constituent of nuclear pore. The coding region runs from base 304 to 6168 and encodes 1954 amino acids.